Penicillium cataractarum is the source of this 456-nucleotide messenger RNA. RefSeq names its product RidA family protein. NCBI's taxonomy places the organism in Eukaryota, Fungi, Ascomycota, Eurotiomycetes, Eurotiales, Aspergillaceae. Bases 1 to 456 code for a protein of 151 amino acids. The transcript has a single exon. The record is from RefSeq and is a predicted model, not a curated record. Gene Ontology annotation, cellular component: cytosol; mitochondrion. Gene Ontology annotation, molecular function: deaminase activity.
AUGUCCCAAAGCACACCCUACUUCCGUCCUGCAACCCACGCCCAGGGACUUGCCAAUUACCCCCACGCCCGGACAAUAACCUCGCCCGAUGGCCAUGGGUCAUAUAUCUACGUCUCUGGGACUUCAUCCCGCCGCGGUGAUGGGACUUUUGUCGGAGCUACACUUUCAGAAGACGGCACAAUUACCCUCGACAUCCGAGAACAAACCGCUGCCGUGUUAUCCAAUAUCGACGCCAUCAUCCAAGGUGCUUCGGAAGGCAAAGCGAGCAUUCAUGAUGUGGCCGAUGCAACGGUGUUUUUGACAAAUAUGAAGGAUGAUUACAAGGGGAUGAAUGAGGAGUGGAAUCGCAUUUGGCCCGAUCGUAAUACUGCGCCUGCGAGAACGACGGUGGAAGUGAGGGCCUUACCACGGGAGGAGAUUUUGGUGGAGAUUAAAUGCACUGUGUACUAUAAGUGA